Tarenaya hassleriana is the source of this 768-nucleotide messenger RNA. RefSeq lists its product as uncharacterized. The record is from RefSeq and is a predicted model, not a curated record. NCBI's taxonomy places the organism in Eukaryota, Viridiplantae, Streptophyta, Magnoliopsida, Brassicales, Cleomaceae. The transcript is spliced from 4 exons. Bases 74 to 553 code for a protein of 159 amino acids.
CUUCGUCAGUUUUCUCCCAAUCCCAGGUUUCUAAUUCUCGAGGGCACGGAUACGGUCUCGAGCAGCAACUGAGAUGGAGAUACAUCAUCACAAUCAUCAUCAGCAUCAUAAUCACCAUCCAUGGCGGCUCAGAUUCUCCUUCAAGAACGCCACUAUUGUUCUCACUGUCAUCAACGUCCUCCUCGUCGUCUUCCUCCUUCUGGGUUUUCUCUCUUCUUCUUCCUCUCGCUCUGGAAUCUCCUCUCACCAGCUCGACUCAGCUCUGCUCAGGCAGAUCAAGGAGGCUGAAGAGAUUCGGCUUGCAAUGCAACCCUUGGAACUCAUAAAAAGAGUUCGGGAGAUCGAGCAAGAGGUAUCUGCAGAGCAAGAGACCGAGCAGCAGAAAGAUGCAAAGCAGAACACAGCAGUUGAUCUCUCCAAACGGCUCAAGGAUUUCCGUGCAUUGAACGAUGCCUCCAGCUUGAAAGCACUGGAGGAAUGGCGAAAGCGGAAAAUGGAACGAGCCAGACAGCGGGAACUCGAGAAAAACGGAACCUUAUUGUCUAAAACAUGAAGAAACCCUCAAAAGAUGAGGUUUUUUGUGUGGAUGGGUUCUGUAUAACGUUCAGUAAACCGUACAAUAUACCAUCACAUACCUGUCAUAAAGGAAACGAUCUGAGAUUUUGUAAUGUUCAGAUGCCGAUUUGAGACUGACUUUUGCCCUUUUCUUGCAUCUGCAGACACUACUGGUCAGAAUGGAUAAUCAUAAGUGGAUGAUAAUUGCCUUUU